Molecule: messenger RNA, 1815 nt
Organism: Meyerozyma guilliermondii ATCC 6260
Lineage: Eukaryota; Fungi; Ascomycota; Pichiomycetes; Serinales; Debaryomycetaceae
Product: tyrosine--tRNA ligase
Exons: 1
Coding region: 1-1815 (604 amino acids)
Biological process (GO): tyrosyl-tRNA aminoacylation
Cellular component (GO): mitochondrion; cytosol
Molecular function (GO): RNA binding; tyrosine-tRNA ligase activity; ATP binding
Source: RefSeq, a predicted model, not a curated record
AUGGUCUUUUUAUUAGCAAAUUGUUUGGUUUCUGUAUCCGCCAAUAUGUUUUUAACAACCUGCUUCCCCUUGUUUCUUCUCCUCUUCCGCCCAGAUCGCACAACCUCUCCGUUAGGACUAUUUCCAGCCUCUGUAAUGCUCAUGGACAUGGCUUCAUUCACUUCAUCGCUCUCGAGAUGCGACUUAUGUGCACUACCAUCGCACCAUGAGAACCACGAAAGUGAGACUAUCGUCCCAUUCAGUUACAUCAAAAUGUCUAAAAUAGCACGGAUUGGAGCACGUCCAUCGAAGUUUCUUCUUCGUAGUACCGUGCAGAUACGAAACCAGUCCCAGGCAGCGACGGUCGAGGCCCCUCCAGACACAAUCCGGAUUGUACCGUCGCUCUCAGACCUCACUAAACCCGACCGUUUCGAAUCCGAUCUUCUGACCUCUUUGGUACGACAUCUCCAGUCGAGAUACCUCAUUGAAGGAAGUACGCACGAAGAGCUUUUCCAUCUCAGUGAACCAGGCAAAUCUGGCCAACUCAAGCUCUAUUGUGGAGCAGACCCAUCUGCCAAAUCACUUCAUAUUGGAAAUCUAUUACCAUUUAUGGUAAUGCUCCACUUUAGAUUACGUGGAUAUGAUGUAGUAGGGCUCAUUGGAGGAGCCACUGGUGCAGUCGGUGACCCCAGUGGCCGUAGCAAAGAAAGAGCACAAAUAGAAAGCGACGAAAGAGCUGACAAUGUUGCGAGAAUUGAGCUGCAAAUCAGACAAUUUUUGAAUAAUGGUGUGGAAUAUGCCAGGUCCCGGAAUUAUCCAUUUCCUGGUGAUGUUGGCAAAUCGGUGGUCAGAAAUAAUGCCGAUUGGUGGAAAUCUAUUGGGAUGCUUGAUUUUUUGGCAAAGUAUGGAAGACAUAUUAGAGUCACCAAUAUGUUGGCAAGAGAUUCUAUUCAGUCUCGGUUGUCUUCUCAGGGUGGUUUAGGAUUCAAUGAAUUUACCUAUCAAGUUUUGCAAGCUUAUGACUUUUGGGAGUUGUAUAAGACAGAAGGAGUCAAUCUUCAAAUUGGUGGAAAUGAUCAGUGGGGAAAUAUUACUGCUGGAAUUGAUUUGAUUUCACGGUUGCACAAACUUGAACCUCAGACAAAAGAAAGAAAAGAUAAAAAUGCAUACGGCAUUACCGUACCACUCUUGACAACUCCCAGUGGUGAGAAGUUUGGUAAGUCUGCUGGUAAUGCUGUGUUCAUCGACCCUUCCAUCACCUCACCUUACCAGCUCUACCAGUACUUCAUUCAAACACCUGACGAGAUUGUGGGCAAGCUUUUGAAGGUUUUCACAUUAUUACCAUUACAUUCUGUGGAUGAGCACAUCCUUCCCGACCAUGAAAAAGACCCCGGUUCUCGUAUUGCCCAGCGUGUUUUGGCCAGAGAAGUGGUUGAUUUGGUGCACGGAGUUGGUGUGGGUGAUCAAAUGGCCUAUAUUACCAGCUUUUUGUUUCCUACUCCCGAUCAACCAUUUGAUGACGAAAUUUCGGCCGCAAAGUUAAUUGAGAAUUUUAAAAGAUCUGGUAUUUUGGUGCACCUUGAUAGCACCCAAGUCAAGUUCAACGACCUCAAGAUGAGCACCUUGUUGUCCAAGGUGAUGAACAAGUCAAAGACUGAAACAAAAAACUUGAUCAAAAAUGGAGGCAUAUAUCUCGGACUCGAGAGAGAACAAUUACAGGAUCCAGAUGAUGUGGUGCUUUUCGACAAGGAGAAUCACUUGAUCGAUAAUAAACUUCUUCUUGUUCGGUCCGGGAAGCAAAAUUAUUACGUCGUUGUUAUCGAAGACAGCGAUUAG